CUAAGUAACAACCUCUGGGGCUCAGUUUUGUCUUCUGCCAGGCUAGGUAAUCCCUAAGGACCCUGUUAGCUCUAAAAUUUAGUUCAACUGAUAUUAAAAUUCUAGUAUUCUAGCAUUCGAUUUCCAAUUUAUAGAGUAAAUAAUGCAAGAGGAAAGGCCACAGACUGAAAACAGAGGCAGGAAGAAAGAAGAGAGUUAGGAAGGAGAAAGGCAAGAGAGCAGGAAGUCAGAAGUGAAAGGUUGGAGGAAGGGAGGUGAAUGGGGGACGGGGAAGAGAGGAUGCCUUCCUUACAUAGGGCCUGAGACUGGUUGGAGCAAGCCUCUGGACACCUCCCCUCCCCCUUCCCACCAUCCCUUUGCCCUCCCAAAAAGCAUGGGUGGAGACCCAAAGUCCCUAGGGCUAGGCCAGCCCCAGGGUGGAGCUGGGUUAACUCCUCCCCUGACCAGGAAGUGAGAAGGAAAGCAGUUGUGUACGUGAGACAGAGUGAGGAACCUGUGGUCUGGAAGGGUCCAAUUGAACUGGAGACCAGUUCGCUCUUCCCCCUAUCCCUCCAGGGUGGGAGCAUCGGGUUCAAGGGCUGUAGGACACCGAGAUCCCUGGGAAUAAGAUCUGGGCGCUACAGGAGCCCACUGCCAAGACGGGGCUGGCAUCGCAACCAUGCUCCCUUCGGGGGCCACUCCCGGGACCACGGACCGUUUCACGGUGUUGGCGGGUGCAGAAGACGUGGUGCUUCUACAGCGGCCUCAAGUGGAACGCAUCUUCAGAGUGCAGCUGAGUGUCCUUGAGAAGACCUGCCUGGGGAGCCCCCACAUCUGGCUGCAGCUGGAGGGGCCCCAAGAGAAUGUGCGCAGAGCCAAGGAGUACCUGAAAGGCCUUUGCAACCCAGAGGUGUGGGAGGAAGUCAGCUAUCCUGCAGCCCUGCAUUGUGUCUUCUUUGGAGCUGGGGGUCUCUUCCUGGACUACCUGUGCUGGGCUACCUCGGCUCACAUGGUGCCCCAAGCCCCAGGUUCUCUGUUACUGGGAGGCCUGAUUGAAGCCUUUGUCAUGGCCCAGAGCAGGGUGGAAGAUCUGUCAGGGAAACUGAGGCAAGGUGGUCCCCAGGGGACGCAGUCCAGGAAUGCCAGGGAACAAGUGACUCAGGCAUUCAAGGCCCUGGUUGGGAGCUAUGGGGAUGAACAUUCUAGGGCUCUCCUGGCUUUGCCCGUGUCUGUCCAGGAGUGGCUGUUAAACUUGGCAGGAGAGUCUGGGAGGGGGCAGGGGCUGCCAGAAUCUCCCCUGGGGCAAGAGGGGAGCCCAGUUCUCUUUGAAAGUGGUGGUUGGGGGGACCCUGUCAGAACAACUCCGAGUGAGGGCAGAGAAGUCAGGGAGGGUGAUAUUGUCUCUUUGGGCACCAGGUCUGUGGACCAGGAAGGGAUGAGGGUAGGGUGCCUGCCUUCGGAUCCUGGAGAGAGAGACUGGGAAAAAUUAUGGUUCAUGGGAGAAAUGGAUUCCAGGAGAACUGGAGAACUGGUCAGGGAAAAGGGCGGGCAUACACAGAAUCUCUCUGGGCAAAGAAACUUGGAGAGACCAGGGAGUCCCAGGGAGGGAUUACAUAGGCAGAGGAUUGGGGGGAGGGAAGGCGUCCCUGAGGAGAGAGAUUGUCCAUCUAGGGAAAGGAACUGGGGGAAGGAUGGGCUCCUUGGGGAGAGGGAUUGGAAUGGGGAGGACCUGACUAGGGGGAGAGACUGGGGCAGAGAGCUGCACUUUGGGCAGAGGGAUUGUGGAAAAGGGGGACCGAGUAGGGAGGAGGACCAGGACAGAGUUCGGUGUUUAGAAGGAAAGUGCUUGAAAAGAGAGGAGCUGUCUGGUGAGGUGUCUCAAAGAGAAGGGCCCCAGAACCAAGAUCAGUUCCCAAGCCCUGACUUCCUCCAGGGGCUGAAACAGGCUGCAAGUGAUGCCUGUGGCCAUUCUUCUCGGGCAAUGGUGGGUGAGCCGCAGUGGAGGGGCCCCCUAAUGCCCCACCUUCAUCUCAACAAUGGAGAAUCCUCCCCACCAAUGGGGCCUAAUCUUCUACCUGGGGCUCAAUCCACAUGGCUUGAGUCUCCAAAGCCUGGGGAUGGGCAGUCAGUGGGACUUCUGGGGCAGGAGCCUCCAAAGGGAAGCGUAAGUGGCCCCAUUGGUGGCAGCUCUGAGGUGACCAAAACCCAGCGCUUUCUGGAGGCCCUGAAGACCCCGUUCUCCUUGAACCUCACUAACGUGCCUGGUGCAACAGGUCUUCGACAUGUUAUCAUCGAUGGCAGCAAUAUAGCUAUGAUCCAUGGCCUUCAGCAUUUCUUCUCCUGCCGGGGCAUAGCCUUAGCUGUGCAGUAUUUCUGGGAUCGGGGGCAUCGGGAGAUCACUGUCUUUGUGCCUCAGUGGCGCCUUAGGAAGGACUCCAAGGUGAAAGAACGCCAUUUCCUGACUAAACUACAGUCCCUCAGCCUGCUCUCUGUCACCCCCUCUCGAAUUGUGGAAGGGAAGAGGAUUACCUCCUAUGAUGACAGGUUUAUGGUGAAGCUGGCCGAAGAAACUGACGGCAUCAUCGUUAGCAAUGACCAGUUCCGAGACUUGUCAAAUGAGUCUGAGAAAUGGGCAGAAAUCAUCAGAGAGUGUCUGCUGCCUUACACUUUUGUGGGGAACAUCUUCAUGGUCCCAGAUGACCCAUUGGGGCGUGAGGGCCCCACCCUGGAUGAGUUCCUCAAGAAACCAAAUGGGAUGCAGACUUCGAGAGGUCGAUCAACUCGUCGACGAGGGCUCCCUGCUAGCCGACCCUCCCGACCCAGCUCUAGGGCCCGAUCUCAGGUUCGAUCUGGAGCCCAUCCUCGACCACCACCUCGACCAAGAUCUCAGCCUCGACCCCACACGAGGGGCUUGACAGAAUCUGAAUUUCAGCCAAAGCAGCUGGAGAAAACGGAGGAAGAUGUGGGAAUGAGCGGUUUACGAAGGUCAAGAGAGACUGAGCAGCUUCGGCACAAACUGCUGGAGGUGUUCUGGGGACAGGACCAUAAGGUGGACUUCAUUCUACAGCGGAACCCCUCUAAUAGGGACCUCAACCAGCUUUCAGAGGCCCUGCUCAGUCUGAACUUCUGAGCUCUUCACUGAAUGGGGGUUGCCGGUAAGGUGUAUCCUGGUGAAUCUGGACAGUUGGGUCCUACUUCUGGUUUAAGAGUGAGAUCUGGGGGUGGCGCAGUGGAUAGAGCACUGGUCCUGGAGUCAGGAGUACCUGAGUUCAAAUCCAGCCUCAGAACGUUGACACUAGCUGUGUGAUCCUGGGCAAGUCACUUAACCCCUAUUACCUCAC
This is a messenger RNA of Dromiciops gliroides (monito del monte), 3320 nucleotides long. It is a transcript of the gene KHNYN, whose product is annotated as KH and NYN domain containing. Lineage: Eukaryota; Metazoa; Chordata; Mammalia; Microbiotheria; Microbiotheriidae. The coding region runs from base 659 to 3109 and encodes 816 amino acids. The transcript has 8 exons. Gene Ontology annotation, molecular function: RNA endonuclease activity; mRNA binding. The record is from RefSeq and is a predicted model, not a curated record. Gene Ontology annotation, cellular component: nucleus; cytoplasmic ribonucleoprotein granule.